AUGGCUGAGCAGCUUGCUGAGCAGAUUGCUGCUGAUGAUCACCACAUCUUGUCUGAAUUCGAAGACCCAGAACGAAAAGCCCUCAUUGCGCGAUUUGUUGAGAGUGAUCCCACGAGAUUGAGUGAGGUACCACUACGUAACUAUCUCGCUUUGUGGUUCUCAGAUAUCCAGGUUCUUCGCGGGUUGGUGUCUCCCCAUAAUACCAACGAGGCUUUUGAGCGCUUGGGUGUCUUCAAGGCUACCGUGAAGUCAAUGAACAUCUACGAUGUAGCUGGGACUUGGGCUGGAAAAACACAGGCUAACAAGACUGGCGACAAAUCUCACAUCAGCUCCGUCUAUUCAUCUUCUUCCGCUGCUACGCCCGCUUCUCCUCCUCUAGCGACGGUUCGUUCCAACGUGCUCUCAACGCACGGAACCACUGGGAGCUCAACGCCAAGGGUCCCGAUAUUUCGGCCCCGUGGCUCGGUCUCCCCAGCUGGUACUUUGCCGCAGCGCGAGGCAGACCCUAGGUUUAAAAGCUUAGAACGGGAUAAUAAACAAUGUGUGUUAACCAAGCGUGGCCAGCCUACCAUACAAACAGCACACAUUGUACCCAACAAGCUGAAUCAAACAACCAACCGUCACCUUACCAAGCAGGAUUGUUGGGCGUGGCUUGAUGCAUUCUGGGGUAAAGACCGUGUUGAUCAAUGGAAGGCACAGCUGCUGACAGGGGAUGUGAUCGGAACUGAGCGAGUGUCGAAUUUGAUCACCCUUGAAAUGCAAACCCAUGAAUAUUGGGACCGCGCCUCGAUCGCAUUCCGUCCUGUGUGGGUUAAUGCUACAAAUACAGAGAUGCAUAUCGCAUUCCACUGGCUUCCGUUUGUCAAAGAUGGACCAUUGGCAAUUCACAUCAAGCAGACCGAGCUUGUACCGACCCAGGAGCACAUCUUUAGCGACCCAUACUAUAAACCUCGUAUGGGCCCUGGGAUGAAUAACAUGCUUUUCCAUACGGAGACACUCAAGCCGAUCGUCUCUGGCUAUGUUUUCAAGAUGUCCACCACCAACGCAAAGGAGCGGCCACUGCCGUCGAUGGAACUACUGCAACUGAAGUGGAACUUGUCCCGCAUCGCUGCGAUGCAGGGGGCUGCCGAGGACGAAGACAGCGAUUACGAGUCCGACGGAGGCUCUGUUGCCGUUCCCGCAGGUCCUAGAACGCCAGUUAGAGGACGGCGCAUGUCUGAUGAGAAUAGGCCACCCUUCCGUUCCUCUAUCCAAUCAUUGUCUCCAUCAAAGUUGCAGAAUCUGUCGUUGGAGGAUGACAACACAUCCAGCUACCUCGUUGAGUAA
This is a messenger RNA of Penicillium roqueforti, 1326 nucleotides long. RefSeq names its product HNH endonuclease signature motif containing protein. The coding region runs from base 1 to 1326 and encodes 441 amino acids. The record is from RefSeq and is a predicted model, not a curated record. The transcript has 3 exons. NCBI's taxonomy places the organism in Eukaryota, Fungi, Ascomycota, Eurotiomycetes, Eurotiales, Aspergillaceae.